UCCCUUGAUAGGCACAGUUCUCCCAUGGGGGGUCAGCAGUGUUUCUGAGCAUUCACUCUUUGGCUGCAUUUUUCUUCAUGGAUUUUCCCUGUAUUUUGUCAUCAGACCCUGGGCUGGUGGCAAGAAGUUCCACAAAGCUGGGGCCCUGCUGGAGGAAAAAGGUAGCAUUGAGCCAAUAAUCUUAUCAUGGUGUGUGACGGUGACACUCCUUUCUUGACUCUCACAAAGCCACCUUUGGAGUCAAAACCGGCCCUGAAUCGAUCCUAAUCAUUUAUUGCUGUCCGUGACUUUGUCACAAAGAUCUGAUGACCUGAAAUGGGAGGAGAGUCAAAAGGGCAGGGGCAGAGGAAGGGUAAAAAGCUGGCAAAGCAGCCCUGGCCUCUCAGGUGUGAGGAUUCCUCUCUGCACAGCCCACAGCAUGCUGGUGACACUGCUUCUCCCCUUCCUGUGCCUCCUGAGCCCGGCUGCUGCUGGGAAGCUGCUGGUGAUCCCCAUGGAGGGCAGCCACUGGCUCAGCAUGAAAAAAGUUCUGGUGGAGCUGAGCAAGAGAGGGCACGAAAUCGUGGUUGUCGCACCGGACAACAAAAUCCUGAUCGAUUCCGCAGAUGUCUAUGAACUGAAAACCUACCCUGUGCCAUUCACGAAAGAGGACAUGGAAGAACACAUACACUCUGCUAGUGCAAGAGCUUUCAGCCAAGAGCCUUUCUUGGUGAGAUUCUGGAAGCUUUUGGGAGAUUAUCGGAAGAGCGGGACUAUGUUUCAUGCUUCCUGCAAGUCCUUGCUGUACAACCAAGAGCUGAUGAAGUACAUCGGAGACAGUCACUUCGAUGCCCUACUCACGGAUCCCGUGUCACCUUGUGGGCAGAUCAUUGCCCUGCACUUCUCCAUCCCCAGUGUUUUCUUUCUGCGAAUGGUCCCGUGUGCCUUAGAUGUUCACGCAGCUCAGGGCCCGGACCCGCCGUCCUAUGUCCCACGCAUGUUCUCGGGAAACACGGACCACAUGACCUUCUCCGAGAGGGUGAGGAACUUCCUGAUUGCUCUUUCUGAGUCCUUCAGCUGCAAUAUUGCCUAUUCUCAGUUUGAAGAGCUGGCCUCAGAGUUCCUCCAAAAACCAAUGACAAUGACAGAUCUUUUAAGUCAUGGAUCCGUCUGGCUGAGGAGAAUUGACUUUGUCUUUGAGUAUCCCACGCCUGUCAUGCCCAACAUGGUUUUCAUUGGAGGCAUCCACUGUGGAGAGAAGAAGAAGCCAUUAUCUCAGGUGAGUGGCUGGCUGGGAGAGGGUGGUGGGAAGCUGCUGGUGAUCCCCAUGGAUGAGAGUGACUGGCUUAGCCUGCUCUCACUGCUGGUGGCCCUGAACCAGAAAGGCCACCAGAUUGUCACCAUGGCACCAGAAGCGAACUCGAGUCUGGAGGCGUGUGCACAUUACACCCUCAAAAGAUAUCCAGUGCCGUUAUGA
This is a messenger RNA of Oenanthe melanoleuca, 1456 nucleotides long. RefSeq names its product UDP-glucuronosyltransferase 1A1-like. The record is from RefSeq and is a predicted model, not a curated record. Bases 419 to 1456 code for a protein of 345 amino acids. The transcript has 2 exons. NCBI's taxonomy places the organism in Eukaryota, Metazoa, Chordata, Aves, Passeriformes, Muscicapidae. Gene Ontology annotation, molecular function: UDP-glycosyltransferase activity.